GCAGGGGUCUCUGCUGGAUCAUGUUAUAGACAUGUGUGUAAAAAUGGCAAACCUGGAAGGUUCUAGCAAGCGAGUAAUAAUAGAUUCAUGUUUUCAGCAUAACUGCGGUGGCAUCACAACAAGUUGAAAAUGCAGAGUGAGAGCUGACGGAAGAGCAGAAGAUGGACUUCACCAGGACGGUUUUAGUGACAGGAGGCUCCGGAUUCAUCGGCUCUCAUCUGGUGUGUUCACUGGUCAACCAUCAUCCUGACUGGAGGAUUAUUAAUCUGGAUAAUCUGGAUUACUGCCACAGCCCCAGGAGCCUGGAGAGCAUUGAAAGCAGAAAGAACUACACCUUCAUUUGGGGAGACGUGUGCAACUCUCGGCUGCUGGACCGCAUCUUCAGCACGGAGGACGUCGACGUCGUCUUUCACCUGGCGGCCAAGACCCACGUAGAGUCCUCGUUCGAGUCGUCCUCCAGCUUCCAGCGGGUCAACGUGGACGGGACCAGGGUCCUGCUGGACGCCGCCCACCGGGCUCCACGCCAGCCGCGGCGCUUCAUCUACGUCAGCAGCGACGAGGUCUACGGAGGCAGCCGGGGGGAAGUGUUUGACGAGUCCAGCCCGUUGAGACCGACCAACCCGUACGCCGCCACUAAAGCAGCCGCGGAGCGCCUGGUCCGGUCCUACUGGGACAAGUAUCAGUUUCCCGUCAUCAUCACCAGGAGCAACAACGUCUACGGGCCUCGGCAGUACACGGAGAAGGUGAUCCCCAGGUUCCUCACCCUCCUGCAGGAGAACAACAAAUGCACCGUUCAGGGAACCCUCCCUGUCUCCCGCCACUUCCUGUUCGUCAGCGACGCCGUCGACGCCUUCCUGCUGGUCCUGGAGAAAGGUGUCGCGGGAGAAAUCUACAACGUGGGGACGAGCUUCGAGAUCCCCAUCGCGCAGCUGGCGCAGGAGCUCGUCAGGAUGGUGAAGAACGUGCCCAGGUCUGAGGUCAAUGACUGGCUGGAGUUCGUGCCCGACAGGCCGCAGGUCGACCUGCGGUACCCGAUCCGGUGCGAGAAGCUGCAGCAGCUGGGCUGGAGGGCGGAGGUCUCCUGGGCUGAAGGAAUCAGGCAGACAGUGAAAUGGUACCAGGACCACCCGGACUUCUGGUCCGCGAGGACCAAACGAAACGAUAAAAACUCUCCAAACCCCUGGGCUCAGUUCGCCCCGUGUCUUGACUGACAGGACGCUAAAGAAGCCGAGACUUACUUUUUGCUGCACAGAUGGCCGAUCUACGUCUCAAACAGCUGACGUGAGCCCAUCCAAAAACUGGUGGUUCCCAACCAUGGUCCUUGAGGAACACCAUCCUGCACAUUUUACUUGUUU
This is a messenger RNA of Nematolebias whitei (Rio pearlfish), 1355 nucleotides long. Its product is annotated as dTDP-D-glucose 4,6-dehydratase. NCBI's taxonomy places the organism in Eukaryota, Metazoa, Chordata, Actinopteri, Cyprinodontiformes, Rivulidae. Gene Ontology annotation, biological process: nucleotide-sugar metabolic process. Gene Ontology annotation, molecular function: dTDP-glucose 4,6-dehydratase activity. The record is from RefSeq and is a predicted model, not a curated record. Bases 162 to 1211 code for a protein of 349 amino acids. The transcript has 13 exons.